AUGUCGUUGAGAACUGGUAUUGCUAAUAGUUCGGGAUCAACAUCGAAUCAGUUGAAUAAUCCAUUUGGUAUAACACUUGAUCAAUGGUAUAAUAUCUAUGUAGCGGAUCGUUUAAACAAUCGAGUUCAACAUUUCUGUAAUGGAAAUAUGACAGGUAUAACAAUUGCUGAAAGUAGCACUGGUGGUAGUAGCUUGAGUGCUCCAUAUGGUGUCAAAUUGGAUUUCCAACUUAAUUUGUAUGUCACCGAAAACAGCGGUCAUCGUGUAAGUAAAUUUGCUAAACUAUAA
This is a messenger RNA of Rotaria sordida, 288 nucleotides long. Lineage: Eukaryota; Metazoa; Rotifera; Eurotatoria; Philodinida; Philodinidae. The record is from the annotation of a GenBank genome assembly.